Messenger RNA from Vespa crabro (European hornet), 3026 nucleotides. It is a transcript of the gene Cyp18a1, whose product is annotated as cytochrome P450 18a1. The transcript is spliced from 5 exons. Lineage: Eukaryota; Metazoa; Arthropoda; Insecta; Hymenoptera; Vespidae. The record is from RefSeq and is a predicted model, not a curated record. Gene Ontology annotation, cellular component: cytoplasm; intracellular membrane-bounded organelle. Bases 148 to 1761 code for a protein of 537 amino acids. Gene Ontology annotation, biological process: xenobiotic metabolic process. Gene Ontology annotation, molecular function: heme binding; oxidoreductase activity, acting on paired donors, with incorporation or reduction of molecular oxygen, reduced flavin or flavoprotein as one donor, and incorporation of one atom of oxygen; iron ion binding.
UAUAAAAUUGGUGAUACCGCGAAGCAACAAACACUUGAGUGUAUAUCGUUACGGUACCGAUCGAUUGUAUCGAGUAUUAGUUAUCGACUAUCGUUCACACUACAACCGGGAUCUAUUUAUCGACAAGAAAAAGACGAACUCGACAAUAUGUUGGUGGAACACGCGGCACAGUGGAUCUGGAAAGCGAUGGGCGGCACCAGGAUCGAGGCUCUAUACACCCUCCUCGUGUUCUUGGGUGUACUCCUGAUUGUGAGGUGCAUUCAGUGGCUGAGGUACAUCCGUACCCUACCGCCCGGCCCGUGGGGCGUGCCAGUCUUUGGCUACCUACCUUUCCUCAAAGGGGACGUCCACCUACAGUACGGCGAGCUGGCAAAGAAGUACGGCUCGAUGUUUAGCGCACGCCUCGGAACACAACUCGUCGUUGUUUUAAGCGAUUAUCGGGUUAUCCGCGAUACUUUCCGUCGCGAGGAGUUCAGCGGUAGACCGCACACAGAAUUCAUCAACAUCCUCGGUGGAUACGGUGUCAUUAAUACCGAGGGCGCUAUGUGGAAGGAUCAAAGAAGGUUCCUCCACGAGAAACUUCGUAGUUUUGGAAUGACUUACAUGGGUGCUGGAAAGAAGAUCAUGGAGUCUAGAAUUAUGAGAGAGGUCGAUACUUUUAUCCAAGGUUUAUUGUCGAGACAAGGAGCACCGACGGACGUAUCACCUUCCCUCGGUAUGUCGAUCAGCAAUGUGAUCUGUUCGAUCAUCAUGGGAGUUCGCUUCCAUCACGGUGAUUCAAGAUUCAAAAGGUUCAUGGAUCUGAUCGAAGAAGGAUUCAAAUUAUUCGGCAGUAUAGCGGCUGUUAAUUUUAUACCGAUUAUGCGUUAUCUUCCUUGUCUUCAAAAAGUUCAAAACAAGAUCUCGCAGAAUCGUGCCGAAAUGGCUGAUUUCUUUCAAGAAACGGUCGACCAGCAUCGAGUCACCUUCGACGAGAACAACAUUCGCGAUCUCGUCGACGCUUAUCUCUUGGAAAUCCAGAAGGCUAAGGCCGAAGGACGCGAGGCACUGCUGUUUCAAGGCAAGAAUCACGAUCGUCAAAUGCAACAGAUUCUCGGGGAUCUUUUCUCCGCCGGCAUGGAAACGGUCAAGACCACAUUGGAAUGGGCAGUGAUUCUCAUGUUGCACCACCCCGAGGCUGCUAAAGCGGUACAGGAAGAAUUGGAUCAGGUAGUCGGAAGAUCGAGAAUGCCGGCAUUGGAAGAUCUACCGUUUCUUCCGGUGACCGAGGCAACGAUACUCGAAGUCUUAAGAAGAUCGAGCAUCGUCCCGUUGGGAACGACUCAUGCUACCACAAGGGAUGUAACAUUGAAUGGUUACACGAUACCGGCUGGCUCUCAAGUUGUACCACUAUUGCAUGCAGUACACAUGGAUCCGGAAUUAUGGAAUGAACCAGAGGAGUUUCGUCCUACUCGUUUCCUUUCCGCCGAAGGAAAGGUCUGUAAACCGGAGUAUUUCAUGCCGUUUGGUGUCGGUAGGCGGAUGUGUCUCGGCGACGUGCUAGCGCGCAUGGAACUCUUCCUAUUCUUCAGUUCGCUCUUACAUACAUUCGAUCUUAGGCUACCUGAGGGCGCCUCGUUGCCGAGUUUGCGCGGUAACGCAGGUGUCACCGUAACCCCAGACCCAUUCAAGGUUUGCCUAUUUCGAAAGAACCUCGAUCUCCUCGAGUGCGACCCGAACGAACCUUCUAGCGGGCCACUUCGUAACGUUGGCAGUCUCUGAAUGAAGAAGUUACGGCCCCGAGACGAUCACGGUUGUUGUUCCUAUCGCUUUAUCGGAGGAAAUGAACUUUCGUGCUCCUCGCCGAGCGUGUGCCGACGGAUAGAAAGAAAAAAAGAGAGAGAGAGAGAGAAAGAAAGUAAGCAAGAAUGAAUGAAUGAAAGAAGAAAAGAGAAAUAGAGAAGAACAAAAUAUUCUCAAAAUCCUAUAUCGACGAGUAACAAAAGGAUUUCGAUUCUAAUGAAGGAUUGGAAAAGAUUACGAAUCCUUCGAAUAUUAACGAAGAUUAACGUAACGAAGGAAACGAGGAUCGGAUAUAUAAGUUUCUUCUCGAUUUCUGAUGCUAUAAAUGAAAGAAAGAAUGAAAAAAAGAAAAAAGAAAAAAGAAAAAAGGAAAAAAGGAAAAAAAAAAAAAGAAAAUAUCUUUCCUCGGCCGCGCGGAUCAGAGUACAAAGAAGCCGCCUCUAUACGGUACUAAAUGUCUCAUCAUCCACCAUCGCUUUACUCUCCCCCCAUCCCUUCUCCUUUCUCUCACUCUCUCUCUCUCUCUCUCUCUUUCUCUUCCCCAGCUCCUGUUUUAUAUUAGCAUUUUUCGCAUCGGAAUCAUUUCAUCUCGACCACUCGCCAUAUAAAUAUUUAUUUAUGUCUCUUAACGCGUACGGUACACCCUCCUCCCACCCUACCCCUACCUCCCCCGUUUGCUCCCUCAUUCACCUGACCUCCUAUCAACCUUUAUUCUUCCUCCUCCAUCGCACCGCUCUUGCAUAUUUCUUACCAUUAAGUCUUUCAGCUUCCCUAUCCAUCGUAAUAUAUUUCUUUAUAAUUUAUUUGCCGGAGUAUUCGAUCAAUAGACGUUCGAUCAAUCAAAUACACAAAAUACACACACAUAUACACACGAAUGAACAGAUUACUUUUCGCCGUAUCGAUCGUGCAUAUACUCUUUCUUUCUAAUGGUAUCGUUCAACGUGUUCAACGUGAAAUAUUAUUUCUUCGCUUUCAAUUGGGCGGUGGGAGGGAGGGGGUUGGGCCUGGGGGGGGGGGAAGGGCGUUGAUAUGGAGGUAUACUUGUAGACGAAACUUGUAAAUAGUUAUCAUGCGAAUGCGUGCGAGAGUGAUAGAAUAAGAAUAAAAUGAGUAAAUAAUGUCUCUUUGUGCGUUUGCGUGCGCGUGUGUUACGUGACGUUGCGUACGUGUGUGCUUAAAGAGACACGCGCGUAUGCUUGAUAUGCUAAUUUAAUGAUUAAUAAUAAUCCACUCUGGUCGACGAA